GCGCAGUUUGUUCCUUAUCCUGCGGCAGGACAAACUCCAGCAGGUUCCUCGGCUCCCGUUCAGCCUCCCUCCGCCUCCCGCCCACCGCUCCGCCGGGCUCGGCCGGGGCAGGGCUCGGCUGCCGGCACGGCCCCGCCUGCCCUCCCCGCAGCCAUGCCGGGCCGCGGCCUGCCGCUGCCGCUGCUGCUGCUCGCCGCUCUCUGCCCGCCCGCCCCGGCACGGCAGAACCCUGCCAGCAUCGCCGUGGUCGGCGGCGGCAUCGGCGGAGCGGCCACCGCUUACUUCCUCCGCCGCCGCUUCGGCCCCGCCGUGCGCCUGCAGCUGAUGGAGAAGGCGGCGCCGGGAGGACGCUUGGCCACCGAGCAGCUGCACGGACAGGCCUACGAGGCCGGCGGCUCCGUCAUCCACCCCCUCAACCUGCACAUGAAGCACUUCGUCCAGCAGCUCGGUCUCUCGGUUGCCCCAGCACAAGGCAGCCUGCUGGGCAUCUACAACGGGGAGGACUUUGUGUUUGAGGAGAGCAGCUGGUACCUGAUCAACCUCCUCAAGCUCCUCUGGCACUAUGGCCUCAACCCCCUGCGGAUGUACAUGUGGGUGGAGGACAUCCUGGACAAGUUCAUGAGGAUCUAUCGCUACCAGACGCACGACUACGCCUUCAGCAGCAACGAGAGGCUGCUGCACGCCCUUGGAGGGGACAGCUUCACCCUCCUGCUCAACCAGAGCAUCGAUGAAGCCAUGCAGAGAGCUGGCUUCUCCCACAAGUUCAUCAACGAGGUGGUUUGUCCAGCCAUGAGAGUCAACUAUGGGCAGGGUGUCAACAUCAAUGGUUUCGUGGGUGCUGUUUCGCUGGCAGGGGUGGACUCAGGCCUUUGGUCAGUGAAAGGGGGAAACAAACUGGUCUGCAGUGGUCUGCUGUCUGCCUCCAAGGCUGAAGUUAUCCAUGGGACUGUGUUGUCCAUAGAGCCCAAAGUCAGGCCUGGGCCCACAGGGGACCCGGUGAAGCUCUACCAGGUCACUUACAACACAGGCUCAGAGGUGACAGGGGACACCUACGACAUGGUCUUCAUCGCUGCUCCGCUGGGCCCCGACUUGGCCAACAUCAGCUUCAAGAACUUUGAGCCUCCCAUCCGCCAGCUGCCCAACCUGUACCACCAGACCAUCACCACGCUGGUGCACGGCCGCCUCAACACCUCCUUCUUUGGUUACCCAGAGCCAGCAACCUUUCCUUUUGGGGUCAUCUUGACCAUGGACAAUCCCAACCUCUUCUUCAACAGCGUGGGGAAGGUGUCCCCUGUGGGAGCUGCCAGCAGGGAGGCAGAGCUGCCCUCGCAGUUGGCUGUCUGGAAGGUGUUCUCCAAGGAGGUGCUGACCAAGGAGCAGCUCAACCUGCUCUUCUCCUCCUAUGACUCCCUCAAGGUGAAGCAGUGGUUGGCUUACCCUGAGUACAGGCCCCCAGAGAAAUGUCCUCCCAUCCUCCUGCACGACCACAUCUACUACGUGAGCGGCAUCGAGCGAGCUGCCAGCGCCAUGGAGAUGAGCAGCAUCGCGGCCAAGAACGCUGCCCUGCUGGGCUACCACCGCUGGCACGGCAACGGCCACCGCAUCGACCAGGAGGGGCUGCAUGAGAAGCUGAAGACAGAGCUCUGAGCUCGGCUCCAGCCUCCAGCACACAACCUUCGGAGGGAGGGAUCCACCGCUGCAGCUCCUGAGCCACCGCUGGAGGUGCUGAAGGGAGACCUCCAGGCUGAGUCCCUCAGAGGAGAUGCUCAGCUCGCUCAGGCUGGCCUGCAGCUCAAAGAGCAGUGCAGAAGCUUUCCCGAGUGUUCAACCCUUCCUCAGGGAAACUGCCCCAAGGAACCUUCCUCAGGGAAUCUCCCCCCAAGGAACCUUCCCCAGAGAAUCUCCCCCAGAGAAAUCUCCCAAGGAACCUUCCCCAGGGAAUCUCCCCCCAAGCCUCCUUCCCCAGGAAAUCUCCCACCAAGUCUUCCUCAGGAAAUUUCCCCCCAAGGAACCUUCUCCAGGGAGUCUCCCCUCAAGCCUCCUUCCCCAGGGAAUCUCCCCCAAAGCCUUCCCUAGGAAAUCUCCCCCCAGGAAAUCUCCCCCCAAGGAACCUUCCCCAGGGAAUCUCCCCCAAAGCCUUCCCCAAGGAAUGUUCCCCAAGCAGCCUUCCCCAAACAAGUUCCUGUGGUCCAACUUCAAGCUCUUCUUGACCUUUCCUCAAGCAAAAAUCUCCAGCCCUUCCUCAAGGAAUCUCUUCAGUGCAUCCCCCUUCUCCACGCUGGAUCCCGUGGCUCAGCUGCUGCCAAGCACCCAGCAGGACUGACCCAAGUUACAUCAACCAGUAGAAAAUUUAUUUAACAAAACCAAACCCAAAAUAAGUUUAAGCCCUGGGGAAGCUUUGUGGCAGAGUGGGAAGAGGAAAGGGAAGAGCUUGGAGUCAGGAUGCCUGGGAAUGAGGUGGGAUUCUCCCCUGCUAUACUCGUUCCAAUGCUUCCAACAUAAUGAUGCUGUUUCCUCUUAUCACCUAAAAAAAGGGAGAGUUGAGAGGUGGUGGUGAGAUGUGAAAUGUUUUGUGUGGUGAGAAUAAACAUAUCCACAGGUUCCUCAAA
Pogoniulus pusillus (Red-fronted tinkerbird) is the source of this 2609-nucleotide messenger RNA. Its product is annotated as prenylcysteine oxidase 1-like. The coding region runs from base 154 to 1647 and encodes 497 amino acids. The record is from RefSeq and is a predicted model, not a curated record. The transcript has 6 exons. Gene Ontology annotation, biological process: prenylcysteine catabolic process; prenylated protein catabolic process. Gene Ontology annotation, molecular function: prenylcysteine oxidase activity. NCBI's taxonomy places the organism in Eukaryota, Metazoa, Chordata, Aves, Piciformes, Lybiidae.